CUUCACCUCUCCUACUUCGUCGACCCUGCCACUACUAAGAACUGUAAUUGAACUAUGUCAUCAAAGGAGAGUUUCACGACGAGCAGCCUCUCGCUGAAUCUGAAUGAGGACUGGGACCGCUCAAGUGAUAUUAUCAUACCUCAGACCACACCCGGGGCAAAUAGAAGUAGGAAAAACAGGUCGCUGAGUGAGCUCAUGCGGCUCCAUGCCGAGAAGGGGACCAAUGUGAUUUUCAACGUCGAGGAAGCGAGUCGUGUAGCAGAUGUUCUCAAGCAGUGGAUAAAUUCGGGCACUUCUCCGUACGAGGGCGAGGAUGAUUUCUUUUCUCGUGCGAACGAUGAUCUGUCACUUGGUGCGAAACGUUCGUUGCAAUCAGGAGACCUCAGUGGCCGAGCGAGAGGGCAGAGCGAAAGUGUUGUCUCGCGAUAGUCUUCGCCGAGAUCACUUUCAGUUUCGCUUUCGAAUGUCCAUCCGGUGACCGGUCUUUCACAACCCUUUAGAUGAUAGUUACGACCUCUGACGAUACUGAUGAUUUUCAUGAUGAUCAUAUACUCUACUCUGCGACUCGAUCAGUCAUAUUACUUAUAAGUUACUUGGCAGUCUUUUCUCAAAUUCUUCGAUUUACGAAGCCAAGUCUGUAUGCAUAUAUUUGGUUAGGUAUUACUAUUAUGACAUAAUCAAUGAACUUGGUACAGU
Suillus plorans is the source of this 696-nucleotide messenger RNA. RefSeq lists its product as uncharacterized. The coding region runs from base 55 to 429 and encodes 124 amino acids. Lineage: Eukaryota; Fungi; Basidiomycota; Agaricomycetes; Boletales; Suillaceae. The record is from RefSeq and is a predicted model, not a curated record. The transcript has 3 exons.